AUUCCCCUUGAUUAGAUGAUGUGAUAUACCAUGCAAAACCACAUAUAAAAGGUGGACUCCGCCUGUUGGAUUUAGUAAAAAUAUUUAAAUAUUUGCCUGAACAUGAAGUUGGUUAUCUUACUAGUUUUCCUGGGUGGAUGCUGGGCUGCACCAGCUGACUGCGGAUGCUCAUAUGAUCACGGAAAUGGACAACCAGGUUGUAAGACGGCGGAAGAAUUAGGACGUUUGUGGAGAAAUAAUUGGGAUCCUACUGCCUAUUGGAAGUGUGAAGCAGCUGGUCAACCUGCUAAACUGGUUCGAUGCUCAGGACAAGCUUUCUCGGACGCAGAACAAAAAUGCGUCGAUUGGUCUUGUUGGGUAUGGACACCACCAUGCGAUCCGCCCUCAAAACCUUAAUCGGCCAUGAUGUAAACAUUGUAUGAAUAUGUAUUUAUUGUCAAUAAUAGGUGAAAAUAAUAAUGAAAAAUAUAUUUUUUGUGAGCAAAUAA
Hermetia illucens (black soldier fly) is the source of this 488-nucleotide messenger RNA. RefSeq lists its product as uncharacterized. The record is from RefSeq and is a predicted model, not a curated record. Lineage: Eukaryota; Metazoa; Arthropoda; Insecta; Diptera; Stratiomyidae. Bases 103 to 396 code for a protein of 97 amino acids. The transcript has 2 exons.